Molecule: messenger RNA, 9957 nt
Organism: Pimephales promelas (fathead minnow)
Lineage: Eukaryota; Metazoa; Chordata; Actinopteri; Cypriniformes; Leuciscidae
Product: apolipoprotein B-100
Biological process (GO): lipid transport
Molecular function (GO): lipid carrier activity
Source: RefSeq, a predicted model, not a curated record
CAUCAGUCUUUGUCUGGAGGAAGACUCGCUUUAGUUUCAGGGCUUUUGAGCUUCUUCUGACCCAGCAUGGGGAGUAUGAAGUUCUGCCUAUUACUGAUGCUUGGCACCGCUGCCAUAGCCCAGCAAGACAGUGAUUCCAAUUCUCAUCCAGGAUGUCACUUAUCUAAAAGAUUUAAGAUAUACAAAAAAUAUACAUAUCAGUAUGAAGCAGAGAUCCAAAACAGGGUGACUGGGACCUCUCCUCUCAUGAAUGGCCCCAAAUUGUCCUGCAAGGUUGAAAUUGAUGUGCCUGUGGCAUGCAGCUUUGAGCUCCGGACGAGUGAGUGCUCCUUAACUGAGGUGGUCGGAACAGAUGCAAAUGGGGAACCCAUCUAUUCACCUGCUUCUGAGGCUCAAGCCUUUCAAUCUGCCAUGGAAAAGAAUGUACUGAAGUUCGUAGUUGAGGGUGACACUGGUGUGACACUCUAUCCUGAGGGUGAUGAAACCAACAUUCUGAACUUCAAGAGAGGUAUCAUCUCUGCUCUGAUUGUGCCUAUCAUGGAGAAGGAGCAGAGAAAAGACAUGGUUACUGUCCAUGGAAUCUGUGCCACUGACGUCAAGGUCAACACCAGGGAAGAUAUUGCCACUGAUGUCACUAUCACUAGAGACCUGUCCAGAUGUGAUGCUUUCAAAACCCAAAGAAGCCACACCAGCCCGCUGGCCAUCAUCAAUCGUUUGCAAUACCCUUUGUCCAAGCUGAUUGGCAGUACCCAGACCUGCAACUACAAGUUCGACAACCAGAAGAAGCACAUGACAUCUGCCACAUGCACAGAAAAUCACAUCUUCCUUCCUUUCUCUUACCAGAACAAGUAUGGUCUCUCUUCUCUUGUGAAACAAAUCCUAACUCUUCAGGAAACCAGCAAGAUCAAUGACAGAGUUUUUGAUCACCGUUCUACUAACCCCAAGGACUUGGUUCUGGAAGCAGUAGAGGACAAAGCCCCAGUCCAGACCUCUGAGGCUCCGUUGUUCAUCUUCAGGGAGCUGAAAUCCAUGAAUGAAAAACCAGAUCGCCAGCAGAGGGCCAACAUGUUCCAGAGAUUGGUGUCUGAACUCCGUGGACUUGAGCAGGAGGUUUUGCAGCAGACCAUUACUCAGAUGGUGGAGGAGGACAAGCUCUUGACUUGGCAGGCUUUAACUCAGUGUGGCACCCCAGAGUGUGGCAGUGCCAUGUUCAGUCUCCUGAAGACCUUUGCCACUGAUGCCAUCGAGGUAGAUGCUGCUGUCUAUGCUCUAGGAAUGAUGCACAGCCCUACUGGCCUCUUGGUGAAAGACAUAUUGGAGAUUGCCCAGACCAAGCAGAGCAAGCCAAUUAUGUAUGCUCUCAGUAAUGCUGUAAGGCGGCACUUCCAAGCUGAGGGUCAGCUCACCUCUGAGAUUCUCGAGGUGUAUAACUUCAUUAGCUCCAUUCUUGGUGCUGACUGUUCUGGCGAGAAAGAUCUGAUCUUCUUGACUUUAAGGGUGAUUGGAAACAUGGGCGAGGCUAUGGAAGCCGCUGAUCCCAACAUGAAGACCACUCUGCUUAAGUGCAUGAGACAGCCUGCCACCACCCUAUCCGUCCAGAUGUCUGCCAUCCAGGCUUUCAGACGUAUGUCUGUGACUACUGAUGUCCGUUCCAACAUUCAGAGAGUGGCCCUUUAUGCCAAAGGUGCUGUUCAGAAGAGAUUGGCUGCAUAUCUUAUUUUAAUGAAAAAGCCAGAGGCAAGCGAUCUGGAGGUUGUGAAGAAGAUCCUUACCCAGGACCAGAAUGUGCAAGUCAAGUCAUUUGUGGCUUCUCAUGUCUACAACAUUAUUCAUUCCAGGAAUCCUGAAAUUCAAGAGUUGGGCAAAAGGAUAGUUGAGGUCAUGCAGGAUGAUGAGGUGCUUACCCAUUCAAACUACACUCAGCUUUCUCGUAACUACAAGAUGGAGAUAUUUAUGCCAGGAAAGGAUGUCAUGGGCUCCAGCACGCAGGGAAGCAUCAUCUUUGAUCCCAGCAGCCAGCUGCCCAGAGAGGUUUUGCUUGAGACAACCCUAAAAGCCUUCGGUUACAACCUUGACUUUAUGGAGUUUGGUAUGGACGGCAAAGGAUUUGAGCCAACUGUUGAGACUCUCUUUGGAAGCAAUGGCUUCUUCCCUGAUACGAUUUCCAAGGCAAUGUACUGGUUUGGGGACAAGAUGCCAAACAAAAUCAAUGAGGUUCUGCAAGAAUGGGUUGACCCUCUGCGAACAGACAAAACUAAGAGACAGGUUCCUGAGAACAUUAUCAGGGAAAUGGUGCGCAAUUUUAACAAGCUUGCAAAGGACCUGUACAACCAGGACUCCCCAGAGGCCAUGGCUUACUUAAAGAUCAUGGGGAAUGAAUUGGGAUACAUCAAGAGUACCAAUGAUCUGUCAGCUAUUGUUGACAGGAUGGCCACAUAUAUUCAGGCCCUCAAAUACUCACCUGCAUGGAUUACAAAGGUAUUAAUGUCUGGAGAUCAGAGCAUCUUUGCUCACUACAUCUUUAUGGAUAAUGAGUUCAGCCUCCCAACUGCCUCUGGAUUCCCCCUGAAGUUUGCUCUGUCUGGAACUUUUGCACCUGGUGUUGAGGGCGGUUUGCACAUGGAGCCUGGCAAGCAUGGACUGUCCUUUUCACCCUCCAUGGCAGUAGAAUUUGUCACCCGUAUGGGAGUCCAUAUCCCCAAGUUUGUUGUCUCUGCUGUGGAAAUGCACACCAAUAUGUUCCAUGAAAGCUCUUUCAAUGCCAAAAUCACUAAGGUCGAUGGUCAAAUAAAGCUGUCUAUCCCGGCACCUAAGGGUACUACCGAACUCUUCAGAGUCAGCAACAAGCUAGUGAUGGUGUCCAAAACCCCGGUCACACUUGUUCCUGACACAGAUGAUAGGACUGCCAUAGCACACUGCAGCCCCCUAUUCUCUGGGAUCAAUUUCUGCACCACCAUUCUUAACUCAAGAGCUGCGAGAAAUUCUCCAUACUUUCCUUUCAAUGGAGAGUCCAAUUUUGUUUUGACUAUCCAGCCCACUGGUGACAUCACUGAGUACACCGCAACUAUUUCCUAUGAACUCUUGAACGAGGGCAAGGAAGGCCGCCAGAAAGUAGAUUCUCUGAAAAUGAUUUUGCAAGCAGAAGGUGAAAAGCCCACAGAGGCAUCUGCUACUAUUAAAUACAACAGGAACAAAAAUACUCUCACCACCAGCAUUGCGAUUCCAGACUAUGAUAUUGAGGCUGGAAUCAAAGUUGGUGUCACUGACAGUAUUGCCAAGGGAAAGAAGAUCACCAUUGAUAUCUCCAACAAAAAUAUUCAACAGUUUUCUCUCAUUGGUCGUGCAAAGUUUGAUUCCAUGAAAGACGGCUUGCUGGAAGCUCAGUUGAUUGUGCCCUCACUUAACACCGAGAGCACUCUUACUGCCACCCUGAACUGUGUUGAAGAUUUGACUGUGGAACUCAAGAGUAACAUCAAGCUCCCAGAGACCAACUCUGUGCAGAAGAUUACCUUCCAAUUUGAUAAAGAAGAGAUGAAGAUAGAGAUGAAGUCUGACAUGGACUCUGAGAUAAAGAAGCUGAUGCCUAAUGUAGCACCUCUUCAGAGUCACCUGGAUCAGGUCUUUGAUGACAUCAUGGAACACAAAGUUGUCAAGACUGACAUGAAGCUCCGUCAUAUUUAUGGAAAACUCUGGGAGGCUUAUCUCAUUUGGAUGGAUAAGAUUGCUUCUGAUGUGCCCUACCUUCAGACACUAAGAGAGAACAUUCCUGAGUUGGUUAUUCCAUCUAUGCCUGAGAAGGUGUUCAUGAACACUGAGAGCAUGUUAAAAUACAAGUUCAACAAAGAUCGUGUCACUUUCACCAUUCCUUUGCCUCUUGGUGGAAAGACAUCUGAGGACCUGAAAAUCCCUCCCACCAUGGCCACCCCUGACCUUACUAUGCCUCAAAUUGGUCUAAUGCUCCCCUCUAAGCAGUUCACUCUACCCACCUUCUCCAUCCCCUCCAGCUAUGAUCUCUCAAUGCCUCUUCUUGGAAUGGUAGAGGCAUCUACAAAAGUCAGUACAAACUUUUAUGAUAUAGAGGUGGUUUUCUCUGGUGGCAACAACACUGUUGAUAAGUCCAGCUACACCGUAGGCUACAAAGUUGUUUCUAACAGCCCUUUGGAACUUCUUGCCUUUACUGUGGAAGGAUCUGCACAAACUGCUGGCAUCUCAGAGGACACUGCGAAGUUUGACAUCAUUUCUUCCCUGAAGCAUAAGCUCUUAGAUGCAAAUCUUAGCCUACUGGAAACAGUCAAAAUCACAGAUGCAGUGAAAACAACAGGAGAUUACAAGAUUGAAGCCUUCAGCCCUCUGGGUAUGCAGAUGUCUGUGAUGUACACAACCCAGGCUUUAGUCUCUUCUGAAAUCACAGGUGAUGGCAGUUUAGAUGGAUCACUAAAAGUAGGAUCAAUGUCUGCUACUACCACUGCCACCCAAACCUUUAUACUUCAACCCAAAACCAGAGAGGCAAAAGCUGAAUCCACUUUCAGUGUCAGAUGUCCCAUUCUCCAAAUUGAAAACAAGAUGAAAGCUGCAGCAGUCAAUGGAGAACUUUCUUUUGAAUCAAACACUGACAUAGAGAAUGAGCCAGUCCAUCACACCACCAAGUUCAACAUUGAACUGAAAGAAGCUCAAUUUACCAUUAAGUCUGAUUCUGUCACCAAAUCUAAUGAGCGAAAGCUUCAAAACCAGGUAGAUUUUGCUGCAACCAUGAAGGAAGUUGCUCUCAGGAUUGAGUCCCAGGCUGAUGACAACACAAAUCGAGCUUUCUACCAGCUUGCUGGAUCCCUGAACACCCAGGGACUGGAGCUCAAUACUGAUGCCACUAUCAGCUUGGCUGCCAACCGUGCCUCCAACAAGGGCACCCUGUCAUUCACCAAAGAUGGCCUGACCACUAGCUGUACCACCAGUGCCCAGGUCAGCUCUCUGACCUUUGAAAACAUAUUCCAUGGUGGCAUUACAACCACUGGUGCUACAAUGUCUGUCUCUACCAAGGGAACAGUCCAAGAGAACAGUGCUGAACACAAAGUUGAGGGAAGACUUGCAAGCUCAGAGGUAUACCUAAUCAGUAUGUACAAGGGAGACAUUUUCAAUGUCAACACUAGAAACAGGAUCAAUUUCAAGUUGAAUGAAGAUGGCCUGAACCUCUCCAACAACUUGAUGGCGUCAAAUCAGGAGAUGAAAAUAGAAAACACAGACUCUCUGAUACUCACCCUCAAAUCUCUGGCCAUCCGCUCUGAGUCUGACAACUUUUUGAAUGAGAACAACUUCUACAAGCACAACAUUGUAGUGGACAUUCAUGACUUUAAAGCAUAUUUAAAUGUCAAAAAUGAACUUAAAGUCAUUGGUGUCAGCUACAACAAUGAUGCCCAGAUGACGGCAGAGCCCUACAGGAUGGAAGUUACUGGAACUCUGAAAGGGGCAUUUGGUGAAGAGGAACUAAGACAUAAAUAUGAGAUCACCUAUGUUGACCAGACAGCCACUGCAAAGUGCAGCACCUCUGGAAAACUCUUGGGCACUCAAAUGUCUCAGAGCUCUGAGUUUGAGAUUGUUGGAUUUUCCACAAAGUUCGGCAAUGAGGUGCGCUUCAUCUCUCCCUCUCUCCGCCUGGAGAGCAACAUCCUCACUAAAGCAGAACCUUUUAGUGUGAAUGUUGAGAGCUCCUUCAAUUCUGAUGGUGCACUAAACCUGUAUGGAAAACACAGUGGCCAGGUGAAAAGCAUGCUGCUUAUUCAAGCUGAACCCAAGUCUUACUCACACAAGCAAGAAUGCAAGGCCUCAACCUCUCACCAGUUGAACAGUGGAAACUCGAUUGAAACUAAUUUCCAGCAUCAAAUAACCAGCGCUAUCACCCCUCAGCAGCAAAAUUUUAACAUGAAUAUGAAGUCUAUGCUGAAUGACCAUGCCUUUGACCACUCCCUGGAAAUCUUCAAUACUCCAAAGAACAUAGGUAUUGCACUGAAAGGAACAGUUUCCACCAACCUCUUGAACAAAGCAAAUGCUAAUCAGGAAUUUGCCAUCACUAGUGCUCUGCAAUAUGAAAAGAACAGUGAUAGUCAUUCUAUUUCCCUGCCUUUCAUUGAAAUGCUGCCUGCUGUCAUUGGGGAGGUUAAAAGUUCAAUGCUCACCAUGAAAGAUCGUAGCAUUGACAUGCUUCAUGGCAUUGAUGAUAAAUAUGACAUUACAGACACUCUUUACAGGAAAGGAACUGAGCUUUCACAAGUAAUUGAAAAUGUUGAUGUAGAUAUGUUCAUGGAUAAUGUGAGACAUUUUGCCUCCUACGUGACAGCUGUAGUAACGGAAAUGAGCAAACAUCUGCAAUAUUUAAGGAACUCGAUUGACAGUUUGGAAACAACUAGCAUUAUGACCAAGAUAAAUGAAAUCUUCAGCAAAAUUGAUGAGGUUUUGGCAGAAUAUGAGGUGGAGGCAAAGGUCGAGAAAAUCAUUGAUGAUGCUGUGGAUUUAAUGAAACAAUAUGAGCUAAGAGAAACUAUGCAAUCAGCUGCAAGUUACCUAAACUCGCUUGACAUAAAACCAGUGUUUGAAAGAAUCUUCGGACAGAUUAAUGAACUGACAAAACAACUAAUUACCAAAGUCAACGAAAUGAUUGCUUAUGAUUUUGACACCUUGGCUGAUGAAGUAAAGCAGAUUGCCACUGACCUCCUUAAAGUCCCCUGCUUUGGAAUGCUGCAUGGUGAUAUUGAGAUCAAAUCCUCCGAGCACACUCUGAAGACCAUCGCUGAACUCAAGAACUCAACAGACAAGAUCACUGCUAACCUGAAUUCUCAGUUCCAGACACCCAUUGAUCUCCUGGCCUAUACCUUUGAUGCCACUGCUCACCUUAACAUCCCUAGAAUGAAAGAGCUGUCCCUGACUGAGACAGUGAAAGCCAAUCACAUGGCUUUCUCUCUUGAUCACCAGGGAGAAAUGUCCAUCAAUGACGUUUUUGCCCAGGUAUCUUCCAAGACCACAGCUAAGGUAACCACAGAACCAUACACUGCUGACUUAGAGCACAAUGCAUUACUGAGCACAGAGAAUGGCUUUUCGUGUACUUCGGAGACCUCUUACAUCCACAGUGUGAACAUGCCAGUGGCCAACAUCUUCAGUGAAGCUACAAUGACCCAAAAAGCUGCUGCUCAGCUGGAAUCUGGCAUAUUUACUCUCACCCUUGCAAAUGAUGGCAAAGGAAAAUACUCUAUCCUUGAUUGUUCCGAUGAAGGAGACCAUAAGAGUAACUUGGAGAUUGUGGUGAAUGUGGAGUCCAUAAAACUGAUCUUUAAUGGUGACACUAAGAGUAGUCUUCUCAAGAUGAAGCAAAAAGUGGAUGCUGAGACCAGUGGUUUGAAUCAGAUUAAGUUUAAUGUGCAUGCAGAGACAGAAACUCCCUUCAUCCAGAGAAGCAUUGCAGCAGUGAAAGGGCAGAUUUCUUUGAAGGAACUCAUGUUUGAGCUAAGUGGGUCUCAUGAUGCUGAACUGAUUGGCAAAGUUGAAGGUACCAUUACCAACACAAUUAACUUCAAGGCUGUGCCUUUUGAAAUGAUCUUUGAUACCAAAAACAAGGACAACAUAAAGCUGAUGCUUCCCUUUAAGUUAUCCAGUAAGGUUGAUUUGCAAAACGAUAUGACUUUAACUCUGAGUCCCUCUGAGCAACAGACAAGCUGGACCGGUCUUGCUAGGUUCAAUCAAUAUAAGUACUCCCAUUAUAUCAGUAUGGCUAAUGGCGAGAAGGAAAUUCAGAUCUCUGCAUCAGUCAAUGGUGAGGCUGACUUUAAUGUACUGACCUUGCCAAUUAACAUUCCUAAAUUGACUAUCCCAUUGAUUAACAAGGAAACACCUUAUGUAGAGAAAUUUUCUUUAUGGGAGGACACAGGCCUUAAAACAAUCUUGAUCACACCUCAGCAGACCUUUGAUAUGGAUGCAAAGUUUAAGUAUGUGAAGAACCACGAGAUGUUCAAUAUUCAGCCUGCCCUCAAUUCUGUAAUUCGGAAAAUUCAAAUACCCAUUUUCGCAGCAGCCAAAAUCUCAUCUGACAUAAAGGAAUGUCCUUAUUUGGCCAAGAUCCCUCUUCCCAGUAUAAAGGAAUCUAUUAUGAUCCCUGUCAUUGGAGACCUGACCUUCGACUUGUCUGUGAAAACUGCUAUGAUCACCAUCAACACUAAGGCUGAGAUCCUUAAUCAGGAUGAAAUUGCUGCCCAGUUUGAAACUCUGGCUACAUCUGAGUUUGAUGUUUUUAAUGGCAAAACCAGUGGCUCUGCAACCUUUAACAUGAAGUCAGGGAUGAAAUUGUCAACCAAUCUGAUUGUGGAGCAUACAUAUUUUGAAAACAACUAUAAUGGACUUCUUGAGGCCAACACAGAAGUCUCCAAGACUGUUAUUUCAAAUACUGCCAAAGUCAAUCUGCCAGAUAUGAAAUUUAUGCUUUACCACGAAUUAACUGGAAAUGCAGAAGAAGGUCUUACUGUCUCUGUAUCCUCCCCAUCUGCGGGACUUCUUGGUCUUCAACUACAGAGCAAGGACUUAUCCCACCAUACAGGAAGACUUUUUGGUGCAAACCCAUCUGCGGAUAAUGUGGACAUUCUGAAGGUUGACAUUGCGAUAAUGAACUCAAACAGACUGAGCUUCCAGACACAAUGGAACAAGGAGGUCCCAAGUCAGAUUCUUUUGUGGAUGAAGGAGAAAGUUGCUUCAUUAAAGGAUUUGAAAGACACAAUAACAUAUUACAUUAGUGCAGUUUACGAUGGCAUCAGCAAGAAGUAUGAGAAGCUUGAGAGUGCCAUUGAUCUCAUCAAAGAUCAAGGUAAAGUCAUGUACAAGAGAGCAGCUGAAAAGAUUGCUGCUGCUGACCUCUCAGGAAUCAGCAGUAAGAUUUCAGACAACAUUGUAAUGAUCCUAAGAGCAUACCAGAAGAAUAUUCAAGCCCUACUGGACGCAGCCAUUUCAUUUAUGAGGAACACCCAGUUCCAGCUUCCUGGACAUGCUGAGAAACUCUCUGGACUUGAGGUCUGCAAUAAAAUCAAUGUCUUCAUUUUUGAUUUCAUCGAGGAGGCCAUCACAAAGGUGCCAGAGAUCUUUACCUCAUGUGCUAAGGCUGUCAUUGAACAUAUUAGAAAAGUAGAAGUCACAAUUCCUGGUUCUACCCAUAUUAUCACUGGAAGAGAUGUAUUGGAUGACUUCAAUGUUGCAUUUCAGAAGAUCCAAAGCCAAAUUAUCACCAUUGUAAAGGGUCUAAGAGAUGUGAGCUUUGAGACCAUUGUGCAGAAACUGUCUGAAAUCCUGAAAUUUAGUGUGGAGAAAGCAGAGGAGCUCUUUAACGCUAUCAAAUUUCAAGAUCUCGACAAGCUCUCAUCCUGGGUCUCUAAAGUCUUCUCUGAUGCUGUCAAUUCCAAUAGCCUGCGUGAAAUAACUGAGCAGGCUGAGAACUUCAGGAAAAUUAUUGAAGAUUACUAUCAAACUGUCAAAGCCAAGGCCCAGGACAUUUUUGCUGAGAUGACCAUUGAGCAACUGAUUGAAGACAUCCAGGCUUGGAUUAAUUAUGUAAUGAACCGGCUAGAAGUUCUCAGGGACCAAAUUACUAAGACCUUCAAAGAUGCCAUCAAGAACAUCCCGUUUUAUAUCAGAGUAAAUGACACAGAGAUGGACAUUGACAUUCCUAUUCCAUUCAUAUGGGAUUUCUUCAGUAGAAUGAUUUCUCAUCCUUGCAUCAAGUCACUAAUUAGCUAAACAAAGAGUAUGAUUAAGAUUGCCUCCAUUAAAAGUGUUAUGCCCACAAAACAUUUAGCCCAUGCUGCUCUUUUUGUUUUGUAAGUGACUAAUUUAGAAUAAUGUUCUUUAAAGUAAAUAGCUGAAUGUUACAAUCUGUCUUAUUUUAUUUAAUAAAAAUGACAGUGAAGUAUCAAUAAAAAACCCAUUUGUACUGCA